AUGGGUGCCAAGAUCAAGAUAGGGAUCAACGGAUUUGGAAGGAUUGGCCGUCUGGUGGCCAGAGUGGCUUUGCAAAGAGAUGACGUUGAGCUCGUCGCUGUCAACGAUCCUUUCAUUUCAAUUGAUUACAUGACUUACAUGUUCAAGUACGAUACUGUUCACGGCCAAUGGAAGCACCAUGACAUUAAGAUUAAGGACUCCAAGACCCUUGUCUUUGGUGAUAAGCCAGUCUCUGUUUUUGGUACAAAGAACCCAGAGGAAAUUCCAUGGGGUGAGGCAGGAGCUGAAUAUGUUGUAGAAUCCACUGGUGUUUUCACUGAUAAAGACAAGGCUGCUGCUCACUUGAAGGGUGGUGCGAAGAAGGUAAUUAUUUCUGCCCCCAGCAAGGAUGCCCCAAUGUUUGUUGUCGGCGUCAAUGAGAAAGAAUACAAGUCAGACAUUAAUAUUGUCUCCAAUGCUAGCUGCACGACCAACUGUCUUGCUCCCCUCGCAAAGGUUAUUCAUGACAAAUUUGGAAUUGUCGAAGGUCUUAUGACCACUGUCCAUUCUAUUACUGCCACCCAGAAGACUGUUGAUGGACCAUCAAUGAAGGACUGGAGAGGGGGCAGAGCUGCUUCCUUCAACAUCAUUCCAAGCAGCACAGGAGCUGCUAAGGCUGUGGGUAAGGUACUGCCCUCUCUGAACGGAAAGUUGACGGGCAUGGCUUUCCGUGUUCCAACUGUUGAUGUCUCAGUGGUUGACCUCACUGUUAGACUUGAAAAGGGAGCCAGUUAUGAUGAGAUUAAAGCUGCUAUCAAGGAGGCAUCUGAGGGAAGCUUGAAGGGAGUCCUUGGCUACACAGAGGAUGAUGUUGUGUCCACAGAUUUCGUAGGUGACUGCAGAUCAAGCAUUUUUGACGCAAAGGCUGGAAUUUCUUUGAGUAACAAUUUUGUGAAGCUCGUCUCUUGGUAUGACAAUGAAUGGGGCUACAGCUCACGUGUGGUUGACUUGAUUCGACACAUGGCUUCUGUCUAAGUGAAUCUGCAUGGAGUUUGGAUCAAAUCUCAUAAUUGGGAUCAGCAUUCAACUUGCUGCACCUCUGGCUUCAUAAAACUAGUUUUCUUCUUUUCUUGUAUUCUUUCAUAAUAAUGUGGCCUUCUGGAUGAAUUACUUCAGAUAAACUAUCUUCCCAGGUUACUUCUUG
Molecule: messenger RNA, 1183 nt
Organism: Neltuma alba
Lineage: Eukaryota; Viridiplantae; Streptophyta; Magnoliopsida; Fabales; Fabaceae
Product: glyceraldehyde-3-phosphate dehydrogenase, cytosolic
Exons: 10
Coding region: 1-1014 (337 amino acids)
Biological process (GO): glucose metabolic process; glycolytic process
Cellular component (GO): cytosol
Molecular function (GO): NAD binding; NADP binding; glyceraldehyde-3-phosphate dehydrogenase (NAD+) (phosphorylating) activity
Source: RefSeq, a predicted model, not a curated record